UCCGUUUAAACAUUUAUCUAUGUUCUAUUGUGAAUAAUUGGCUCAUGUGAUUUGAAAAGUCUUUUAGUUUUCAUUUUAUUCAAAUUUAACAAACAUCCCCAACUUUUCCGGAAUUCGGGCUGUAAACAGAAACUGGGAAGUACUGCGCAUGUGCAAUGACGUAGAAAUGGGGUAAUGACUGUUGUUGUUGUUGUUGUUGUUGUUGUUGAAUGAAGUGUCAUAAAUGACUGUUAUGUCAUUCUAAAAUUCUCCUUCCACUCAUCUACGAAGUGGAGCAGGACAACAUCCCAUCAGUGCUUCUUUUGGUCUCAUCCACAGACGCCUUAUUUUGGGUGCGGGGAGGGCCGUUUUUACUGCUUGAUAAAUAUAAGCUGCACGGCACAAUGGUUCAUAUGCUCGUCAUUUCUUAAAUGAGGAAAUAUAUAAAUAUUAAGUCUGCUCUUUAAGACAAAGAAAAGAAGCAAUGUAGGAGAAUGCUUAGUAUGAGCAAACAGCGGGAAACUGUAUAUUUGUGCAGUGUGCGCAUGUCAAAAAAUCAAUUCCGAUUUGAAGCUUGUGACACGUAAACGCGCACAUCAACCCAAUCACUUUAUUUAGAGGUUGUGUAAACACUACGUUUGGAUUCAUUAAUUCAUUUUGAUUGAAACAAAAGGUGUCCAUGUAAAUGUAGCUACUGUUUCUGAUUUAUGGGGAAAAGAACAAACAGAGUGGAUGAUUUUUAGCAUAAUAGUGUGGUUGUGUACACACACUUUGGACACACAAUUAUAUUAAAAAACAAUGUAAAAAUGAAUUUUGCAUAAUAGGUCCCUUUUAACACUUGACGGCUAGGUAAAAUGGCAUUGACAUUACUGUUUAACAUCGACAAGGUUUUCAUUAAGAGUGGGUUAAAAUAUACAAACCAAUCAAUAGAAUUCCUUAACUUUCCAUCAAAAGUAUUUAUAGAGUUUCAUGUACAGUUAUAAUAACGGUUUCAUUUACAGCUGUAUUGCAAAUCUUCUUAAACUUAAAAAUAUUCAGUUAAAAAAUAUUAAAAUGCUGAAAUUAAAAUAAACAGAAAAAAAAUAUAAAUUUGUGAAAUGUGUAUAAUAUUAAAAAUAAUAAUUAUUUAAAAUAAAUAUUAAAUAAUAAAUAUGAAAAUCAUACAUCAAAAGAAUUUUAAGAUUAUAAAUGUAAAUAUAAAAUAAAAUGUAAACAUUUUUGUGUUUGGGCCAGUCAAAAUGUUUGCAGGGCAGAUAGAAAUCUCGGCUGUUUCCCAAAGCAUCAUAACCUCAAGUAGAUUGCAAAACCAUUAACAGGACUGAACUACUGGAACAAUCAGGCUCACAGUAAAAUAAUCCUUGAUGUUGAGUUUUACAAAGUAUCCCUGCAUGCCUUUUGCCAAAGGACACGUGAUCAGUGUUCAAUAGGAGAUGAUAGUAGGUUGUUUGAAAGUUCUGCGAAGUCAGAUUUGAAUUUAACAGUAAUCUGUGUAGAUGGCAAUCUGUUGCCUGCUGCAUGUGUCUGAAAGAAACCUCCAGGAUGGAUGGACGGGUUGACAGCAUUCACAGGUCAGGAAGCUUGUGUAGCAGGUCACUAUGUUCUCUAAGCCUUGCUAUAUUUAGCCAAGUCUUUGGAUGCACUUCAAUUCAGGGUGCUUCUGCAGGCAUUGAGUAUAAUGUCAAAAUCAAUGCAUUUGUGCCUUUUUCAACCAGGAUGUGGGAUCAGGGUAACUGUUUGCUUUCUUGUGUCCUCAAGGAUAGACUCAAGGUUAAGUUUGCUCUUGCAUAACAGGUGCAGCAACUUUAUUUAGAACCGCAGUUCGGAUAGUAGCAAAACCAGUUACUCUUCUGCUUAGCAUUUCUCCUUUACUAGGUGCAUUUUGCUGCUGCUCACUCAAAAUAAACAUAAGAUUCAUUUACCAGGAGAAAUGUUCAGCCAGACUGCUGUAUUAAGUCUCUUGAGGGUAAUUUAUGCUUACAGUCAGUUCAUAGUACUAUGCUUUUAAGCAUGCCUUUUUUAACAGCUAAGCAUUUUCACCAGAUACACUACAGGGUCUGGGUGACUGCCAAAGUGAUUCAACUCACCUGUUAGUGGUGCUAUCCUGAAUGUUCCUCUAUCAGGGGAGUGUCCAAACAUAAGCUCUGUCAUUUAUUUCAGAUGACUAUUUCAGCCUGGCUAGCUCAAUAGAUUAGUGAAUUUCCUAGGGAUAGUGUUCUGGUUUUCGUUUUUAAAUUGAAAAAUAGUGGAAUUUUUCCAUCUGUUAUCCCCUCUCUGCAAUUACAGUUUAGUUUUUACAGCUUAGUUUGUUGUCAGUGAAACUUGAGGCCAACGUAUUUUGUCUCAGAGAGGUAAGAGGCUUUAACAGCUUUGUUAAUCAAACAGAACAAUGAUUCCCAGAGAAAGGGGGAGAAAAUCCUCUCUUGACCAGUUAGGUGUGAAAAGGGCAUCAUAAGUCAGCCGUAAUGUCUCUAACAGGCAUCGUCUGGGUCUUAUCGAAUGGGCUGUCGGCCACGUGAUCAGAUCACCUAGUUUUCCUGUGCAUGCAUGUCCACACAGCUAAGAAAUCUACCAGGGCCUUGUGUCUUAUCAAGUUGCAAUAGGGGAACUUAUCAUUGGCAGUAAACAACUGACCUUAUUGCGAAUAUAAAUUUUUUUUUUUUUUUUUUCAUGAUUAAACAAUUCUGGUGGAGCUCUUAGCCAGUUUAGAAUGACUCUGAUGGAUGCUUAGAUCAUCUGUAGCUGUUUAUCUACGAUCAGUGAAGGCCAUAUCACUGAUAAUCUGGUUUCGACUCAGCUGUUAAUGGGUGAAGGGACAGAGUUCAUUUCAUUGCAAGGUUGUACUAGAGAUUUUACACUACCAAAGCUUACUUGACUUGUAGUAUUAAUCAUAUUAAAAGUACCAAAAGAAUGUAAAAAAAAUCCCUGCUUUUUUUUAAGUUGGUUCCCUUUUUCAUUUUCCUCAAUUGAUGAUGUUGUGCAGUGUGACAUUCUUUAUCAGUAAAUGCCAUGCAUUAUCUCAGAACAUUAAGGGCUAUGUCAUAGUACAGAGGUCCAAAACAUCAACGUCACCUGAGACGAUGUAGCUUCUCGCAUAGUUCAAACGUGCCACGUCUCUGAAGAUGGACUGCACUGAAAGUGAACCGUCAAUAAUGCAGGAUCGUUUGGAGGUUUUGGGCCCCGCCAUGUCUCCCAAUGCUCUGUCAACCAGUUCAGACGGCGGUCAGUACGGUGUGGAUUCAGUUGAUGGCACCCCAGACCCUCAGCGCACCAAGCAGGCCAUCGCUCAGCUACAGCAAAAGAUUCUCAAACUCACAGAGCAGAUCAAAAUCGAACAAACGGCAAGAGACGACAAUGUAGCUGAGUACCUGAAGCUGGCCAACAAUGCAGACAAACAGCAGAGUGCUCGCAUCAAGCAAGUGUUCGAGAAGAAGAACCAGAAGUCUGCGCAGACCAUCCAGCAGCUGCAGAGGAAGCUGGAGCAUUACCACCGCAAGCUCAGAGAGGUGGAGCACAAUGGAAUACCACGUCAGCCCAAAGAUGUCCUUCGAGACAUGCACCAGGGUCUGAAGGAUGUGGGUGCCAAGGGGAUCAAACAGGACUUUUUAAGUUUUUCGUAUGACACAAGCAGUGUAGACCAGUCUUGUACUCUGUCAGCAAGCCAGGUAACCGGUGGCCUCUCGAGUAUCUCUCAGGCCACUCACUCCGCCGCAGGAGCAGUCGUGUCCAAACCUCGUGAGUUUGCCUCUCUUAUCCGCAACAAAUUUGGAAGUGCAGACAACAUCUCUGCCCUAAAAGACUCUCUGGAUGAACAACAAGGGGAUGAGCCUGUAACAAGUACAGGGAUGGCAGGCACUAGGACCCCAGGACCUGGGCAGAUGCAGUCCAGCCCAAAAUAUGGCAGUGAGGAUGACUGCUCCAGUGCUACGUCAGGGUCAGCAGGUGCAAAUAGCACCACAGGGGCUCCUGGAGGGCCUCCGAGCUCAAAGGGUAAUACACUGGAGCAUGGCCAGAGCUCUGGCUUCGAUGCUCUGCUGCACGAGAUCCAGGAACUGAAGGACAACCAGAAUCGACUAGAAGAAUCCUUUGAAGACCUGAAGACUCAUUAUCACAGGGACUACACAGAUAUCAUGCAGGCUCUGCAAGAGGAGAGAUUCAGGUGUGAGCGUUUAGAGGAGCAGUUGAAUGAUUUAACAGAACUGCAUCAAAAUGAGAUUCUCAACUUGAAACAAGAGCUGGCCAGCAUGGAGGAGAAAAUCGCUUACCAGUCUUAUGAAAGAGCCAGAGACAUACAGGAGGCGCUGGAGGCCUGUCAGACGCGCAUCUCCAAGAUGGAGCUUCAACAGCAGCAGCAACAAGUGGUUCAGUUGGAAGGGUUGGAAAACGCCACAGCACGCACUUUACUUGGCAAACUCAUCAACGUGCUGCUGGCCGUCAUGGCGGUACUCCUAGUGUUCGUCUCGACGGUCGCAAACUGUGUAGUACCACUGAUGAAAACGCGUAGCCGUACACUUUCUACAUUGCUACUUGUCAUAAUCUUGGCUUUCCUGUGGCGGAAUUGGGAAGCCAUGUCGCAGUACCUGGACCGAUUUCUGCUGCACCCCAGAUGACCUGCAGGGGCACUGCUGUUUUUUAUGAAGGGACUGGAAGGUGGGAAUUCAAAGAUUUUGAUUCAAAGAUGGACUAACACUGCCUCAGUUGCACUUAGUACGGAGGGAUGAAGGGACGCAGCACAAGAGUGGUGGACGGACAAAUCCUACAACCUCUUUUUCUCGUUUUUUUCCAACAAAAGAGUGAAUUUGUUUACAUUUUGAUGAUCUUUUUCCGUCUACAUAAGUUGUAUUGCUGAGUUUCCUAUUAUUUGUUGUUGGAAAUGAUGCAAGUCGUGUUGUUCAUUGUUCUAAUUGUUAGGAUAUACAUUUAUGCAAUUUCCUGAGUGUUGCGUUGCAUUGACUUGACUGGAGUGGUUUUAACAUGCACUGGAUGGAGAUCUCUCUCCUUGUUUUUAAUACCAUAGUAACCGUUCUUUUCCCUCCUAACUUUAAGCUGUAUUUUUCAUUUCUCUGUCUCUGCUACUGUCAUCUCGCUCUUUCUCUUAUGUGCAUCUCUAACUCAGUUCAUUUCCUGUGCUCAUUGCUUCACUCUUCCCACUCAAAACCAUUUGCUGCUGUUUGGACUUCACUGCAGUUGUUGCUGAAUGAAGGAAAAGAUGGAUUCUGUUGGAGAGGAGGCAGAUGGAGUUUGACCGGAUGGAUUGAGCCGAGUCGGCUCCUCUUCAUCUCCGGCCCCAUGCCCUCCUAGAGGCACAGUCCCCCGAUAUAUGAACAGAAUGAACAUACUUGAAGAGCUAGAAAUGCUCAAAGACUCUCAGUGCUUCCGUACUGUUUCUUAUAGUGAUGAUGAAAUAGUCCUUUUUAGUUAUUUUUUUUUUUUAUUUUUUAAAAUGAAAUUAAUAAACACGCUGUUUUAAAAAUGCAA
Ctenopharyngodon idella (grass carp) is the source of this 5454-nucleotide messenger RNA. RefSeq names its product transmembrane and coiled-coil domain family 1b (gene tmcc1b). Lineage: Eukaryota; Metazoa; Chordata; Actinopteri; Cypriniformes; Xenocyprididae. Gene Ontology annotation, cellular component: endomembrane system. The transcript has 6 exons. The record is from RefSeq and is a predicted model, not a curated record. The coding region runs from base 3099 to 4586 and encodes 495 amino acids.